Molecule: messenger RNA, 9260 nt
Organism: Anarrhichthys ocellatus (wolf-eel)
Lineage: Eukaryota; Metazoa; Chordata; Actinopteri; Perciformes; Anarhichadidae
Gene: sash1b
Product: SAM and SH3 domain containing 1b
Exons: 18
Coding region: 4392-7841 (1149 amino acids)
Molecular function (GO): protein binding
Source: RefSeq, a predicted model, not a curated record
AUGUAUGUAUAUAGGUCAUAUAGAUAUACACACACCCUGCUGUUUUGUUCUGAAAGAGGAAAAACAAUUCUGCAAAACAUGUACUUUGGUGGCCUGAUUGCAAUUGUUCUUUUGUGCUUUCUCUGCCCUUUAAUUAUGAUGUCUGUCAAACACAGUGGACUUAAAUGAGGAGAAAAGUCUGAUGACCCCCUGUCCUUCAUGUCUCAUGAAGUCAAUGAAGAUGUCCGUUUCUGUAGGAAUGAUUGGAUCAGUGAAGGACUCGCGUCUGUUUGUUUUUUCCCUGGUUUCAUUUAUUUUUAGAGUUUUUGUCCUGUUGCCAGUCUGUCCAGAAAGGGCCUUUCUAGCACUUAGAACUGUAAAAACUAGACGGGGAGAUGAUAAAUCUAUUGCCUCUCACCGAAUAAGGGCUGGUAGUACACUAGUUCAUCACCGACCAUUCCUUUUUACAGCGUUUUCCAACCGAGUUGUUUUACGUGAGAGAGACAAAUGUCUUGUUUUCUGAACAAUCCCUUUGGUUUUAAAUUAGUUUAUUUAUUGGAAUAGUAUAAUAUAUAAGAAGUAAAAUGAGUUUGUAUGUUGGGCAUUGAAUUUUUUUUGUUUUGUUCCUUUUGGUGAAUUAAAUGUGCAACAAAAAAGUGCUGAAAAUGUUUACUCCUGAUGAAGAGUUUACGCUGAUCUAUCAGAAAAAUGAAGAGUUGAUACACUGGAAAACCCCUGAAGGUCUUCUGUUCUUCUGUCUUUCAAGGGGCUGUAGCUGAGUCAUGUCGAAGAAGAAAGAUGUGUUGAAGGGCAAUACAAAGAUUGUCCUUGUCAUGAUUAGCAUAAAUGUAUAUUUUGGUUACAAUUCUUAUUUUUUUGUGAUAAAGAUUCUAUCUAUACACGGUUAUUCACAUUUAUUUUUGGCAUCCUGUCGCAGCUGAUUUUGGUCUUAUUUCUCGAUGUGUAGGGAAAGAAAGCAUGCGUCUCUUACGGCACCGUGGAAGUGGUGAUGCUGUCUUGGGGUUCAGAGCUGCCAGUAGAAAUGACCAAGCACCAGAGUGUCACACUGGUCAUCUCUCUCUGAACCAUUCACUUCAAAACGGUUUCUCUUCUGCCUUUGCCUCAUGAUGCAUAUAACCUAACCUCUACCUAUGUGUAUGUCUGUCUGUGUGUGUGUGUGUGUGUGUCGACAUGCAUAUAUUCAGGAAUAUGUGUAUGGGCGCCAAUAUUUAUUAUACUACAUAGAUGCAGUGUAUUACAAUAGGUCUUUUGAGGUUUUUGCUUUUGCUUGACAGUGUUUUUCAAUGUGGUUAACUAGAAUUCUAUUGUACUUAGAUUUCUUCUUCAUGAGGUGCCGGGAUAUGCUGCUAUUUGUGUCGCUGUAGGAGCAUUACCUGUUGGUCUUUGUUUUGAAAAACAGAGACAAUUCUUUGUCUGUCCAGAUUGCUGCCAAAUGUUGUAAAUUACGGGACAGCUGGACACAAAUCUGACAGUGCGGGUUCAGGCAACGUUGGCAUACUGUACGCUUGCGGCCAUGUUCUUUUCCGACACCAAAGAGUUGCUUAAUUUCACACAGUUGUCUUGAUUUUUCCCAAAUGGUAAGAGUCAGUCUGGAUACUAUGGGCGACACUCUUGAGUCAAGACGUCUACUGGGUGUAGGGCAGGGCAGCUUGGAUUUAGUUUUUUCUUAUGGGCAUGACGCACUCAUUACCCAGACUGCUGUGCAUGUGUUCAGAAGACAAGCAACGUGAAUUAGAAGAGUUUUAUUCCAAAAUGAGAUCAUCUGACUAUCACUGACCUCAUGGGAAAUAGUUGCAGACGUUGGACGUUUUCAUCCAUUUUGUAUUAAAUCUUGUAUACUUAGGAGGUGUUGAGUUAUCAAUUACGACAAAAAUGUUUUAUCCAAGAUGGAUGAAUACUUUUUGGAAUAAAACCUUUCACUUUUAGAUCAGAGAAACUGAUCUGAAAGAGCAGUUAUGUGGGUUUUGCACUAUUUUUUUGUACUUAAAAUAAUUUAGUUUUGUUUUUAUUGUGUUUAUUUUUCUCUGUCCCAUUUUGGUAUUUUUGAAAGGACCAAAACAUGACAGUAUCUAUGCUUAUCUAUGUCAUUUACCAAUUAUGCUGAUUGCUCCACUCUCAGAUUUGUCUUCAAUGUCAGGUUAAUGAUACUAUGAUAUAUUUAUAUAUUUGAAAACAAAUAUAUAUAUAUAUACUUUUAAUGUAAAUUAUUUGGAUGGAAUAACUCAUUAAUGUCCAAACAAUGGUUGUGCAUAAUUAUCCAUCACACAUACAUGACAAUAAACAUUUUCUGGUUCUGUAGUGAACAUGCUCAUCUCAAAUUCAAACUGUGCUCCUGCAGGAGGGUCACCUCCUCUUGGUGGGCCGCUGAGUCUUUCUACAAAGUGUGGCCUCGACUUUAAAGUGCUUCAGUUUGCAACAUAUAUGGUCUAAAUGGUCUCUUAUUGCACAUUGAAGGAUGCAUGAUAUUAAGUGUUUGCAAACUUGAAGCAACCAUGUAUUAUCCCUCUUGGAGAUUGUCUGUCGGUCUGUUCUGGCAUUUGUAUUUACCACCAUGUUGAACAAAACCGAAGUUCUCAUCACACGUCUGAAGGUGUCCCAUUUUCAUUUGAUCAUGCCAAUUGUGUAUGUGUGAGAGAUUAUAUUUAUUUUAUUGGUACAUCCGUUUGUUAUUGUUUGCUUCAUGAAAACUCUUGCUUUCCCUGCACUGUCGAAAUCGGAGCUCAGCGCAGCGUGCAGGAGAGCUCAAGGGUUUCUCAGUCGCCAUACUUCCAUCCAUCCAUCUGUCUUCUGGGAUGAAUAUCUGUGGAGUUGCAGUAUUUUUCUCAUAGUAGGCAAUUUUUGUACAGUUUUAUUAAAAUAAAUUUCACAUGGAUGUCUGACUUAAUCUGCUGCCACAAACAAUUUAGACUGUAGAUACAGUAUAUAUAGAUAUUAUUGUGCAAUGGAAAAUAAAUGUAAAACCAAUCAUAACAUGUUUUGUCUUGUGUUUUCUGUUGUACCGUUUGUUCACUGAAUUCAUUUAAAGAAAUAAAUGCUUUACUUAUUCUCAUAUGGAAACUAUUUGUCCCUCCAGAGGUCGGAUGUGCUUCUUGGAUUUAUACCACAAAUUUUUCAUUUUUCACAUUCCAACAUUCAGACAAUUUAUUUUCAGAUAAAACUCAAAUUGUGGAAGAAGAAAAAAAAUACUAUUCAUGUGUUGUCUUCAUCCUGUAUUGUAUCUUGUAAUGUUAUGGUAUUUUUCUAGUGUUUUCUUUUUACUUGUUUUUCAUUAAAGGUGCACCUAUACAUUAUUAGAUCAUAAGCUUUAAAAAGCCAUAUUGGCGUCAGUCCAUUUUUAAUUUACUUUUUUCCUAAUACCACUGUAUUUCAGUUAUGUUUUGCAACUACUGGUAAGAAUGGUUAAAAGCCACAGAACUCAAUCUUAAUUUUUUUUUCAUUUCAAGCUGAAUUUGGGGGUAAAAUGUUUCAUUAUUUGAUUUAAACAUAUGCUAAAACAAAUAUGGCAUCUUGAGGAUCUCACGCAAUUUAUUCACUCUUGAGUUGCUGGAUACUGUGUUCAAAUUUUUUUUUUUUUAAUGUGGUUUAAUUAUUGAUUUUAUGCGUCUUUUAAUUUUAAUUUGAUUUUACUCAAGAGUCCUACAUUUCCCAGAAGCCCCGGCAGGUGGCAGUGAUGCUCCUUGAUCUCCCGUCGUGCAGCGGGGUAAAAGCUACAGCAUGGGAACUGACGCCGAGGCUGAGCAUCUUCACACACAGCCUGGACCGGCGGAUGGAGCAGAGAAGUUGUGUACGGUGCUACGGGCGCAAAGUAAGCCGCAUCUAGUGCUCUCUGAACAGGUAUACAGCAUUUUGCACGUUUUUAUUUUCCUCAUAGUAGUUAUGUAUCGCUCUGGCGUCAGCGUCAACCGCUUUCAUUUUUUGCACCGGAUGAAUGUUUGACGGACCCUGUGAGCGUCUUUGCCCUGCAGCCGGUGCGAUGAACGAGACAAAGAGGAUGCAUGCAGCCUGAGGAGACGCCGACUGGGCUUCACCGAAGUGUGGUCAACUCGAUUUAAGUCUUUUCUCACCGGAUAACUUUACGACACCGUCGACGACAGAAAGUAAGUUAGCAUUAGAGUCGACAAGAGAUUCUGAACCCGUCUUCGGCUGUUUUUUUGCUCAAGAGAACUUCAUCGGGGUUGGAAUUGUUAAAGGAGUUUCUAACAUGCAGCCUCGUUGCUGUCUGCAGUUAUGCAUUCACUGUGGUCACAACUAGUUGAUGCGUUUAAUUUGGAGAAUUGAACCUUUUGGAUGUUCUAUGGAGCAGAGUUGUGGAUUGCCUCCCUGUGCUGUAGUGGUGUGAAUGGAGAGGAUGAUGUGCACCUGAGGCAGGCCUCCUUGAAACCAGUUUUAAGAUGAGCCUGGGUCCAAACCUCGUCCACGAGUGGCUGUCCAAGCUCCACCUGGCCCAGUACGUGGAGUCCUUCAUUGACAAUGGCUAUGAUGAUUUGGAAGUUUGUAAACAGAUUGGGGCACCAGACCUCGACGCCAUAGGUGUCCAAAUUCAGUACCACAGACACCGGCUGCUCACAGCGGUGCACAAGCUCAAAUAUGAGGACGAAAGCAAAGCUCCUGGCUACUAUUUUACCUUAGAGCCCCAGGAUGCCUCUACUUGCAACCACUCUUCACACUCCAACAGAGAAGAUGACUUCAGGACUUUGAGCUCACAGACCGCAGGAACACACGAGGCCUCCUGUCCUGGAAACCACAACCCCAGAUUCACAGAUUGUAAUGAUUUUGUGACUUAUCCCAAACUGAAGCUCAAGGUGCUGUUAAGGGAUAAACUUGCAAAAGAUGGAAUCAACCUGGGAGAAGCACCUUACACCCAUAAGGAUGGCUCGGUGGGGAACCUUGACGACCUGGUUCACGAGUACUCUCAGUAUUACGGCACCUCCCUCAGCGACGUGUGUGAAAGGAUGGAGGAGCUACGGAAACGCAAAGUAGUGCAAGAUGCAGAGAUGGGAACGGUUGACUCAGCGGCCACAUCAUUGCAGCUCCGCUCUCAGAUCCAGGAAUCUCUUGGACUCAGCAGCACCACGUCCAUACUAGAGACUGAAAGAAGGUUACCUGUGCACAAAUCUAGCUCUGAUGACGGAUCAGGAGGAAAAUGGGAUGGAAAGAGAAAGAGCAAGUCUUUUUGGCAGAGUUUUCGAAAGUCACAGAAAGGAGUGUUGCGUCAGAUUUCAAAAGGUGAAGACGUUGGUUUUGUGGCCAGUGAAAUCACCAUGAGUGAUGAAGAGCGUAUCCAGCUGAUGAUGAUGGUGAAGGAGAAUAUGAUCUCUAUAGAGGAAGCCUUGGCACGGCUGAAGGAGUUUGAAGUACAAAACAAACAGACGUGCCAGUCCGAUCCCACAGAAUGGACCGAUCCCUCCAGCCUCACCACAAAUGAAUCAUUCAACUGCAACCCUUGUGACCUGUCAGACAAUGAACAAGAGGAGUCUGUGACGUUCAGGAGACUCCACAAACUGGUCAACUCAACCCGGAAGGGGAAGAAGAAGCUGAUCAGAAUUGAUGAGUCUAAGAGGCCUGGAGCAGAGGAGAGCUUAAUGAUGGAUGGACUUGCUUUCGGAGAUGCCAGCCCCUCACUGUACUCGGGUGUGCAGAAGAAGCUUGCCGUUUGCCCCGUGGACUCCCUGGUUUCAGCUCUGCAGGAUCAGCUCUCCUGUGACAGGGACUCCGACAGCCUGACCACCUCCCCCUCCUCCAGCAGCCUGGACACCUACCGCAGCCAGAAGAUGUUCCAGGCCUUUAGAAAGUCAAGUGGAAGCCCUGUUCAUCAGGAGACACGUGUAGCAGGCGAGGUGAGGGAGGCAGGGGAAGGCACUGGCUCUUCCGCUUCUGAAAUGGAGGGUUGCAAUAAUGAGGAAGCCAAAAUUGCUCGCUCUGUGACAGAUGGAGAGCUCCGUCACCGGAUCCUCAGCCAACACGGGAGAGCUUGUAGCUUCGGAGGUUUUGACCUGACGAACCGCUCACUGCAUGCGGUCAUCUCCAACGACGACAACAUGAAUAAAGACGGAGAUGGUGUGAGGGAUCCCAUUAAGUCUCCAACAACAUCUCGUAUUUCCCUCGGCAAAAAAGUCAAGUCUGUGAGAGAAACUAUGAGGAAACACAUAUCGAAGAGAUACCACUGUUCUCUCUCUGAACAGUCAAGCCCGGACCGCAUAUGCAGCUGCCCUCACUCGCCUCAGACGGACUCUGACUCUGUAGAGAAACCCAAACUGAAGCCAGGAGGCUCUGUGGAAAGCCUGAGGAGUUCCCUCAGCGGACAAAGUUCCAUGAGUGGUCAGACUGUGGGUACCACUGACUCCUCCAACAGCAACAGAGAGAGUGUGAAGUCUGAGGACGGGGAAGAGGAUGAGCUGCCUUACCGCGGACCCUUCUGUGGACGCGCUCUUGUUCAAACUGACUUCACCCCCAGUCCCUACGACACAGACUCGCUCAAACUUAAGAGUGGAGACGUCAUCGAUGUCAUUAGUAAGCCUCCGAUGGGUACGUGGAUGGGAAUGCUCAACGGUAAAGUCGGCACCUUCAAGUUCAUCUAUGUGGAUGUCCUGAAUGAAGAGGAGGUGAAGCCCAAGAAGACACGCAGGAGGAGGAAGGCCCGGCAACCCAAACCCACCUCUGUAGAGGAGCUCCUUGAUCGCAUCAACCUCAAAGAGUAUCUCCCCACAUUCCUUUUUAACGGCUAUGAGGAUCUGGACACAUUCAAGUUGUUGGAGGAGGAGGACCUGGAUGAGCUGAACAUCAGAGACGCCCAGCACAGAGCAGUGCUGCUCACCGCUGUGGAGCUGCUGCAAGAGUAUGAUGGCGGGUCAGGAAGCAGCGACCCGGAGCGAGGCAGUCAAUCUGGAGGCUCACAGGAGAAGCUGCUGCUGCUGGACAGGCGUGGACUCGCGGGAGACUCCCCGCGGGACUCCGGCUGCUACGAGAGCAACGAGAACCUGGAGAACGGAAGGGACAAAAAGACGUCUUCAUCCAUGAGCAGGUCCUCCUCCGGUUUUGAGUCAAGCCACCUCCCGUCCCCAGAGUACCCUGCUCCCCCCCAGACCCUGACCUCCACCAGCGCUAGUAAGACUUCACUCCAAAGUAAACCAGAGUACCUGCUCUGUAUCUCAUCACCACAACGACCCCCGAAGAGCAGCUUAAGUCUCCUCAGCCCGGCAAAGGGUCAUCUUCCCAGUGGAGCCACAGCUAGGAGUCUGAGCUGCACGGAGCUAAGAAGAAAUCCAGCAGCAGAUCUGCUGAGGCGGAGUGUCUCUCUGACCGUCCUCCACAGAGCGCAGGAGAGAAAACUCAUCCCCCCUAAAAACUGGAACCUGACCCCCAGCGUAAAGACUGAGGAGAGCAGACGGCACCAAGUAAAUUCUCAGAAACAUUGCGAGGUCAUGUUUCCGUCCUCCCAAUCUUCAACCACAUUAUAUAAUGCUGUGCCCAGCACUUUGAGCACAGACACGGCACAGGCACACCCUAAACAAGCAGAAAUGACACAGAGCACACACUUCCAGCUGCCACCCACAACUCCAGCAGAAAGGUCCAAUCAUCCUUUGACUACACCGUCCUUAACAGACCCAGAACCUGUACUCACAGAGACCGCCUGCAUAUUCAACUACCCAAAUCACAUUUCGUCAGAGGACAAGGUGAGUAAUUCAUUUUCGGCUAAUUCCGAAGCCCGCCGGCUGACAAUGGAAAGAAAUAAGAAGACAUCCAUAAACUCAGUAAAUCUGGGUUCCCUGAAAGAAGAAAGGCUCCAGGUCCACAGUAUUGAUCCACAUUCUGACAAAGAAUUGGCCUCAAAAGCACAGUGAACUAUUACUUUACAGAUAUUAUCUGCAGCUGUUGGAUGCUAACCAUCUUAAAACCAUGUUUUUUGUUCAGAAUGUUUUAAAGGAGCAGUGUGUAGGAUUCAGCGGCCUCUAGCUGUGAGGUUGCAGAUUGCAACCAGCUGAAUACCCCUCUGUUCUCCCCUUAUUUUGCAAGCGUUUUGGAGAACUACGGUGGCCUUCAGGUAACUUAAAAAUACGAAAGGCCCUCUCUAAAGCCAGUGUAGAAACAUGGCAGUGCAUGAAGAGGACCCGCUGCAUAUGUAGCUAUGAAGGGCUCAUUCUAAAGUAAAUAAACCCCAAAAAUACACGAUUUCUAUUUUCAGGUGAUUGUACACUAUAGAAAACAUAAUAAUUCAUAUUCUAUUACAUUUCUGCCAAUAGAUGGCCCCAAAAUUAACACACUGGUCCUUUAAAUACAUGUUAUUUUUUCAAAUAACCAAUUAUUUCUGAAAAUGCAACCAUGUAUUUGUAGUGUGCCGUGAUGCAUGUUCAUCUGAGGUAAAAAUGCAAGCGGAGUACCGUAGCUUAGGUACAUUUUUGCACAAUAUAGGCACAAUAACCAGACCGUAUAAUACAAUAGAUAUAAAGCCUUGUUGCUUUCUUAUAGGUUGAUGUGGAUUACGCCAAACACAAAUUUCCUUUUCAGUUUCUUUCAAAAUCAUGUUUUCAGUCUAGUAGAAUUAUUCCUGCCUCAGGUAACGUACCUAAAGUGAAGACGGUGUUAAAUUCAUAUUACUAACCUUUCUACACCUUCAGUCUGGUUACAGUAUGGUCGACUUGGAACACCCCCGUCUCUAUUUCAGAUGUUCUCCUUUCAGAUGAAUCCAGUUUGUAGAGACUGGAACUGAGUCCAGCAGUUACACGAACAUCACCCCGCUGCAGUGAGUGGCCAUUUACGGAUCAUCAAACAAAGCGUUUAUUAAUAAACUAUUCAUUGCUUGAUCUAAAUGCAAGUACUGAUGGCAACUAAUGACACACUGGAGAAUACUACAUAUCAUAAUGUCGUUGAUGCAGUAAACGAUCAGCAGUUUUAAGGCACAGAAAUAUAAUUUCCAGUGUUGAAACAAAGUUUAGCAAUUUAAACGGUUGAACAAUUGGAUUCCACUCAGCAAGCAUUUGUCUUAGAUGUUAACGAGAGCUGUUUAUUUCACAUCAGUAAAUUACGUAGUGUUUUUUCCUGUGCAUUCAUUUUAGUAAUAAAGGUUUCUUUCAUAUAUUCUUUGUAAAAAUGCUAACAAGUUUGUUAAUCACUGCUCUACUUUCACAUCAAUAAAUGUUGGUAUCUUUCAAUUAAGUUCAGUACAGUAGAUCUCUGUACUCGAAGGCAACUAUUUAAACAUUUAAAAAUCUGUAAAUAUUACAUUCUCCCAUAACCAAUUUCAAUACAAUUGUUCACCAAAA